Eutrema salsugineum is the source of this 2775-nucleotide messenger RNA. RefSeq lists its product as uncharacterized. Bases 196 to 2547 code for a protein of 783 amino acids. Lineage: Eukaryota; Viridiplantae; Streptophyta; Magnoliopsida; Brassicales; Brassicaceae. The record is from RefSeq and is a predicted model, not a curated record. The transcript has a single exon. Gene Ontology annotation, molecular function: nucleic acid binding.
AACAGUUGAUUCCUUCACUAGAGGAAGCGAAAACGACACGAAACCCGUCGUUUUUGUCUACGUGGCCCAGCAGUUUUGGGAAGAACAAGAGAAGAUGGCAAGUGACCUCUAAAUAAAAAGAUCAGAUUUUUUUCGUUUUGAUUAUUCAUCGUCUUCCCCGAUUUAGGGUUUUCUGGGCAUUGGGUUAUUAAAAUUAUGAGAGGCGGUGGCAAGAGAAGAUCAAACGGUGGUGGUUCUGGGAAGAGCAAGUCCAGAUCUCCGAGAACGAAAUCUAAUUCGGCGGCGGGGUCUUCGUCUGGUGGUCGUCGCCGACGUACUAAUAGUACUCUGUUUGUGGAAGGAGGUAUUCUCUCCGAUUUCCGGCGAGAUCCUACUUUCUCUACGCCAUCUCGAGGAGGAAGCUCUUUUGGAAAGGGACCGAAACCCAGAAGCUCAGAUCGUACAAAAGCUUCUGCUUCCACCAGUGAUCCGAGGAGAUGCAGUGGUCGAGUUUAUGGUUAUCAGUAUCCUUCCAUGGAUUUUGAGGAGGGAUUGGAGCGAACCUCACGCGUUGAAGGUGAUCAGAUGGUUGGAUCAAAUCAAAUGUUGUUGGGGAAGACAGGGCCGACUCAAAUUGUUGCAUUUCUGGAUCAAACGCCUUCUUCAUCGAAUGGUAAGGUAAAUUAUGAUUACGAAUACGAACCGAGUUUCGUUUUGGGUGGUGAAUCUCAUAGAGGAUUGGGAUUUUGUGAUGAUUCUGAUGCUGCACCAAGUUGUAGCAUUUCCGCUUCAAAGGCCCUGGGAGAUCAAGGAGGUUCAACUUUUGGUUCAUUUUCGGCUAAAGAUGAAACUGGUGAUGAGGCUGCUGCAAGUGAACAAGAUGAAGCGAUGCCUGAUGUUGUGAAACCAUCGAAGAGGAAUUCAGGUUUCAUUUCUAUAGGAGGGAUGAAAUUAUACACUGAAGAUAUAUCUGAUGAAGAGAGUGAUGGAGAAGAAGGCAUAAAUGGUGAAGAUGAAUCUGGAGAUGAAGGCAGCACUGGAUCCUCUGAGCAAGGUGAAGAGACUGGAUCAUCUGAGAGCGAAAGCUCAUUAGACAUGUUUGGAAGUGGUUCUGAGAUUGAUGACGAUGUUGCAAAGGAUUACUUGGAAGGUAUUGGUGGCAGUGAGAAUAUGUUGGAUGCUCACUGGUUAGCAGAAGAGUCUUUGGAUAAAUUGGAUUUGUCAAGUGGUGACAGUUCCUCAAGUUAUUCUUCUGAUGACAAAAAGACAGGAAAGUUGACUGGUUUUGCUCUACAAAAAGCAUCAAUGGAAUAUGGUAAGAAGAAAUUGACAAGAAGUCGUUCCUCGGGGCAUGGUAAGGCUGCUCAUCCAUUGACAAUGGAUGACCUUAUGUUUGUGAAGGAUCCAAGAGGUCUAUCGGGGAAGAAGAGUAAGAAGAAACAGGUGACCAAGUUUCUUCCCCAGUCUUGGCCUUCAGGGGCCCAAAAGAGCAAGAAUUCCCGUAGGUUUCCUGGUGAGAAGAAGAAACACCGCAAAGAAUAUAUUGCUGUGAAGCGUCGUGAGAGAAUGCUGCAGCGUGGUGUUGAUCUUGCUGAUAUAAACUCUAAACUAGAGCGGAUGGUUCUGGAAAACACGGACAUGCACUGUUUUCAGCGUAUGCAUAACCGAGAUUGUUCUCAGGUAAGAAGAUUAGCAGAUGUAUACCGCUUAUCAAGUAGCUGCACGGGUUCUGGAAAGAAAAGCUUUGUGACGGUGACCCGAACGUACCAGACAUGUUUGCCAUCCGCGAGUGAUAAAAUUCGCAUUGAGAAGCUAAUAGGAGCAGGAGAUGAGCAAGAUGAUUUCGCUGUAAGUCGAGGGGUAAAAGUGAAAUCUGGCAGUUCAGAUAGGAAGAAAGUAAAAGACUCAGCGAAAAAGCGAAUAUCUAGAGAAGAACGGGAGAGAAACAAAAGCAGCAGCGGGAAGAAGACUUCAUAUGCCGAGCAACCUGUAUCAUUUGUGUCAAGUGGUGUAAUCGAUUCUGAGAUUGCUGUUGCAAAGACCUCUUCUGAUGACAGAGACGCAAAACAGGUGGCUGAAACUACUCCGGGAGCCACUAAUGGAGCAUAUAUUGGAGCAUUCGAGGUACACACCAAAGGCUUUGGAUCCAAAAUGAUGGCUAAAAUGGGAUUCAUAGAAGGAGGCGGUCUAGGAAAAGAUGGUAAGGGAAUUGCACAGCCAAUAGAAGCUGUUCAACGUCCGAAAUCACUUGGUUUAGGUCUUGAUUUCCCCAUUAACAGUGAAGACCCGAGUCCAUCAAGCAAUAACGCUAAGAGGAACAAACCUUCUUCCUCUGGAAAACAUGUGAAACGCAUCUCCCAUGAAAGUGGUGGUGCCUCUGGUUCAGCAAGAAUUAGAGACAAAAGAUUGGGAGCAUUUGAGCAGCAUACAACAGGUUUUGGCUCGAGGAUGAUGGCGAGAAUGGGUUUUGUCGAAGGCUCGGGUUUGGGAAGAGAUUCACAAGGCAUAGUCAAUCCGCUGUUCGCUGUCAGACGUCCUAAAGCACGUGGAUUAGGCGCCGAAGGUUAAGGAUUUAACGGUCAAUGUUUGGAACAAGAACACUGAUACUCAUUUUUAUGUUCAUCUUCAAUCGUUCAGUAUGUGGCUAGUAAUUUUCAGUUAUGGUUUGAGACUUGGGGAGCAGCUUUGUUGUUAUCUUAGCAUCAAUGUUGUUAAUUAAUAAACAAAUCCUUUCGUUUAGACAGACUUGUGAUGUUUGCCAAAAAAAAAAAAAGACAGACUUGUGAUAAUUACUUU